Eurypyga helias (sunbittern) is the source of this 590-nucleotide messenger RNA. RefSeq names its product LYR motif containing 1 (gene LYRM1). The coding region runs from base 3 to 371 and encodes 122 amino acids. The transcript is spliced from 3 exons. Lineage: Eukaryota; Metazoa; Chordata; Aves; Eurypygiformes; Eurypygidae. The record is from RefSeq and is a predicted model, not a curated record. Gene Ontology annotation, cellular component: mitochondrion.
AGAUGACACCAGUUACCCGGCAAGAAGUUCUUGGCCUUUAUCGCAAGAUACUCCGAAUAGCCAAAAAAUGGCAGUCGUCAUCAGGACAGAUAGAAGAAACUAUUAAAGAGAAAGAGUACAUUAGAAAUGAAGCCAAAACGUUAUUCAGAAAAAACAAAAACGUAACGGAUCCAAAGUUGAUUAAGCAGUGCGUAGAAGAAUGUGAGGCAAGAGUAGAAAUGGGACUUCACUAUAACAUCCCCUACCCGAGACCCAUCCAUCUGCCUCCUAUGGGUCUUGCCCAUAAACAAGGCCGUACGUUGCGACACCAGGAAAAGUUAAGGAAGAUUUCUAAGCCAAUCUACCUGAAAUCCCACGAUGAAGUUUCGUAACCCCUCAUUCCAGCUGUGGUGUGUAAUCACAUCGUUUAAGCUGUGGACAGUACUCCAGGUGACUUGUGUUCACAACUGUGAAUGAAGCUGGUUUGGUCACUUGCUCAUGCACUUCCCGAGGCCAAAAAACCAAUUGAUACAUUUCAUGGGAUAGGAUUGGUCUAGUAUUUAUUACGUUUCAGUCACGGAGUCAUCAAUAAAAGUAACGCUUUUCAAGGA